AUGGCGCAGCACCAAGGAUCGAGAUCGGUUUCGCGACGGAGACAUUUCAAAACAUGGCGAUGCCUUCUCGUUCUCUGUUCCGCCGCGUUGGUGGCAUCCUUCCCCGUCGCUGCGCUAGCCAGUCACAUCACGCCCGCGGGUGCGGCGUAUGCUCAAAGCGCCACGUCAGAAGAUGUUUCUCUUGAUAUAGUCGACCCCGCCGUAGACGGACCUGCCAAUAAAGAUCAGCGAGACUCCUCGAGCGGAAAGCCCGCGGUUACCUCGAAAGAGAGCGGCAGCAGCGGUGGUGGCGGAAGCACAACGGAAGAAGGAGGAGGAACUGGCAGUGGCGGCAAGAGCAGAGACGACGGCAUGUGGGACUGGAGUUUCAGCGAUCCUAGCACGUCCACCGAUGGCGGCGAUAGUAACGCGACCGAUGGUCAAGGCCCGUCGGAUACCCAAGAAGUGCCUAGUAAACAAGGAGGCUCCAGCAGCGACGGCGGCGGCGAUGGCGGCGGCAAUGGCGGCGGCACCGACGGGCUCCCCACGCAAGACGAGCCUUUUGUGGAUCAUUCACCCGCCAAUCGCAGCCCGGACUCUGGAGGUACAGCCGACGACCCGCCUGCUACAGCCGACCCGCCUGUUGCAGCCGAUCCGCCUGCUACAGCCGACCCGCCUGCUACAGCCGACCCGCCUGCUACAGACGACCCGCCUGCUACAGCCGAUCCGCCUGCAGCAGCCGAUGGCCCGCCUGCUACAGCCGACCCGCCUGCAGCAGCAGAUGACCCGCCUGCUACAACCGAUGACCCUCCUGCUACAGACCCAAAACCUUCGCCCACUGACAACGGCUCUACUAAUGACGGUUCUAAUUCCGCAAAUAACGACCCUCCUACUAACGAUAACGGAGAUGGGGCACUGUACGACCCGACACAGGAGACGUCAGGAGGCGGCCGAGAGAAAAGCUCACCUUCUAAACCUAUUAACAAAGAUGGUUAUGGAAAGCAACCGGAAUCGAGCGGCAGCAGCGGAAACACUCCGAAGAAGCAAGGGGCGCAACAGAAACCCAAAUCGAGCGGCAACAGCGGAAACACCCCAAAGAAGCAAGCGGUGCCACAGGAACCCGGGUACGAGCAAGAUCCCCAACAAGACCCCGCGUACGAUGAUCCUCCCUCCGCGCCUUACGCGCCUUCCGCGCCUUCUCCGCCGUCGAAAGAGUCAAACCCCGAGUACGGCAGCAGCGGCGGCGGCGGCGGGCAGGGGGGAGGCUAUGCGCGCAAACCGAGCACCGCUGCGCCUGGUUACCCUCCGCCGUCACAAGAGACAAACCCCGAGUACGGCAGCAGCGGCGGCGGCGGCGGCUACGGCGACGGUGGGCAGGGGGAAGACUCUGCGCCCGGUUAUUAUCCUCCGCCGUCGUCAUCGGAAGGGGAGGGAGGGGAGGAGGAGGGGGGAGAGUGCGAAAAGGAGGUGGAGAUGGGGAAUGCCUGCCCGCCGUCGACUCUCCCGGGUUAUAAUUACUCGGCGCAGCUCUACGACUCCAAGCUCAUUCUGCAUUGGAUCGUGGAGAACCGCACAGUACACAUGGCGCUCGAGGCCACGCAAGACAGCUACGCGGGGUCGGGCUGGCUCGGUAUAGGCUGGUCCGAUAACGGCCAGAUGGCUCCCGCUGACGCCGUGAUUGGUAACACGCCAGGUGUAGCUGCGUACGAAAUGACUGGUUACCGGCGAACGCAGGUAUUUCCCACCAUGAACUUUUCGCUCGGAUUCGACAAGACUGUUGAGGCGGCGCCGGAUUGCUCCACUAUCGUCAAGUUUUCUCGGGAGAAUGGCACGGGGUCGCAGUCGAUAUUCCACAUAGAGGGGAAGAGCUGGGUCAUAUGGGCGCACUCGCGAAAUGCCAUGACCACGCUCUCCUACCACGGCGCUGCCAUGGGCAUUGCCAUUGUGGACUACUCGUGCCACUACCCACCGCAGAUCAUCCGCGCGCCGCAGAGCAGAACGCCCAGGCCUUGCAGCAUCAACUGCGCGGGGGGAAUCUCGAUGAUGGCGCUGGAGGCGCGAGCGGGCUUCGGCGUCGCCAAGGGGUGGUUCUCCGUGGGAUGGUCGCGCGACGGGGAGAUGUUCCCCGCGGACGCGAUCGUGGGUAAUUUACCCGACGGAAGCGCGCGCAUGUACAGCAUGCGCGGAGAGGACGCGGCUCUCGUGGUUCCCAACGCGUCGAUCUCGCUGGGGUCGAACGCGGGGAUGUUCGUGCGACCGGACGGCUCGAAGGUUAUAAAGUUUGCGCGGCGUGGGACCGACGGGCUGGCUCCGGUGAACAUGAAGGGUCCCAACACGCUGAUCUGGGCGUACACCGCGGAUGGGACGACCCAGUUCGCAUUCCACGGAGAGAACGUCGGAACGGCAACAGCGGACAUGUCCUGCAGGCGCGCGGAGGCGGAAGACCCGGCCGGCGGAGCUGUGCCCACGCCAUCCUCCAAGGCCUCCCCAGUCGCCCCAGAAGCCUCCCCAGUUCCAACCCCGAAGGCUCCGCUUCCGCUUCCGCUUCCGCUUCCGCCCAAGCUGGCCCCCGGCGCGGGCAUGGACGGAAGUGUCAAGAAAGAGUCAAAUACGGGGGGGUUGCCAGGGGCCGGCACUCCUAAACCCAAUACUCCCGGGGCCGGCACUCCCGCGGUCGGCACUCCCGCGGUCGGCACUCCCGGGGCCGGCACUCCCGCGGUCGGCACUCCCGGGGCCGGCACUCCCGGAGGCGGUGCUCCUGGGGGAGGUGCUCCCGGGGGCGGUACUCCCGAGGGCAAAACACCCCAAGGUUGUCGCGAGUCCCCGAAGGCGGGUUACAAGUUCUUCGUCAAACUGAAAGCCCAUUACCUUCUCCUGCACUGGAACCCGCCCAAGCCGUCCGGGAAGGUGCGGAUGGCUGUGGAGGCGUGGCCAGGUCCGGCAACCGCGGGGUGGUUCGCCGUGGGGUGGUCCGCGACGGGCGGAAUGGCGCACGCGGACGCGGUCGUGGGGAACCUGGUGGGCGGAAUGGUGCGCGGAUACGCGCUCUCGGGGCGCACCCCCGACGCGGUGGUGGCGAGUCACGUGAUGAAGCUGGGGCAGAACAAGGCGCUGAGUGCCACCCCCGAGGGCAGCACGUUGAUGGAAUUCACCCGCAACGCUACUGACGGCACGGUGCCUUUGAAUCUGACGGGCAAGAACAAGAUCAUCUGGGCCUUCUCAAACGACGGCGCCCACGCGCUGGGCUACCACGGCACCAACAAGGGCACUGCUAUCAUGGACCUCUCGUGCGGCACUGACGCUGUUGCCCCACCCUCAGCUGCUGCUCCGGCCGAUCCUCUUGUGCCUCCUCUUACCAAGCCAGUUCCCAAGCCAGUCACGAAGCCGAUUAUCAAGCCUCCCGUUGCUAAACCUGUUACCAAGCCUGUUACCAAGCCUGUUACCAAGCCCGUUACCAAGCCUGUUACCAAGCCGAUCAUCAAGCCACCUGUUGCCAAGCCUGUUAUCAAGCCUCCUGUUGCCAAACCUCCCCUCCCCAAAACCAACGUCACCAAGCCUGUUACCAAGCCUGUUAUCAAACCUCCUGUUGCCAAGCCAGUCACCAAACCUCCUGUGACCAAGCCUGCUACCAAGCCUCCAGUUACCAAACCUCCGGUGGUCCCCGCUCCAGCAGGUUCGGCAGGAGGUUCGGCCUGCCAAGCCUCUACCCUUACCGGAUACUCAUUCGUGGCACCGUUGGUGCGGAACAAGCUGGUGCUACAUUGGGCUGUGGCGUCCCCCACGCUCGUGCGUUUUGCGUUGGAGGCGCGGCCGGGGAGUGGCGCGGAGAAGGGGUGGGUGGCGGUGGGGUGGAGCGAGAAGGGCAAGAUGUUUCCCUCCGAUGCCAUCAUUGGCAACACGGCAGGCGGUGCUAUUAGUGCAUACACCAUCACAGGUCGCACCCUCGCUACAAUCUCGGCCACCUCUGCCUUUGCUAUCGGCGCCCCCAGUAUAGUCACACUCACGCCAUCAGCCAAUGGCGCGCCGGCAGGUGGCGGCAUUGGAGUGGCCGAAGCGCCAGUAGCCAAUGGGAGCACGAUUCUGCAAUUUGCCAGGACCACUAUUGAUGGACUAGCGCCUGUAACGCUGUCGGGUGGUAACCGCAUCAUUUGGGCUUUCUCGGCUGAUGAGACGAGGACCCUUGCCGGCCACGGACCUCUCAACAGGGGCUCCGCCCUGGUCUAUUUCAACUGCUCACCUGCCGACACCCACGGCUCUGCCCCUCUGCCGCCUGCUCUGGACGCACCAGCAUCGUCACCAGCAGUGGCAGCGCCCCCGUCAGUUGCCGCCCAGCCGUCAGAACCAGGGGUUGCAGAGCCGUCAAAACCGUCAAAACCAGCAGUAGCAGCACCGUCAGCACCAGCACCGGCAGCAGCAAAACCAAAGCCAGCAAAGGCAUCAGCAUCAGCAGUGGCAGCUGCAGAAGCGGCAAUGCUGGGAUGCUCGCCCUCCCCUCUGGCGAAUUACACUUGCUCCUUGAAGCUCAGCGGUGACAAUUUCAUUCUACACUGGAAGCCCCUCGGUCCCUCGUCUGUCGCAAUAGCAGCAGAGGCAGCAACCACCGGUUUCCUCUCCCUGGGCUGGUCGCGUGGUGGACGCAUGGCACCAUCCGAUGCAGCUAUUGGGAACCUGCCGUUCGGUGCCGUAGCCAAUGGAGCAGCAGUGGGCGCGUUUUACAUCGGCGGGUACGAGGAGAGCGAGGUGGUGCCUUCGGGGGAUUUCACGCUCGCGAACACUGUUGUGGAGAGCAAGAAUGGCCGCACCAUCAUGAGGUUUGAGCGCUCGACAACAGACGGCACGGCACCCAUCAAUGCGGACGGCAGCACCACAGUCAUCUGGUCCUUCUCUGAUCAGCCGUCCCUCAGCUUCCACGGCUCCAACUGUGGGUCUGCCUCAGUAGCAUUCAUGAACAGCCCCUCUGCUCCAGUCACCAGCAGCAGCAGCAGCAGCAACAGCAGCAAGCAAGCAGUGCUCUUGGCGCAUGGCAUCAUGCUCGCACUCGCCUACGCGCUGCUCAUGCCGCUAGGAGUGCUCCUCGCGCGUCUCUUCCUCUACGACCGCCCCACUCUGCCUUCGGAUGAAGACAAGGAAACUCACACCAACAGAGGGCUCUGGUUCCUCUGCCACAAGUACAUUCAAAUCUGUGCGGUUAUCCUGGUGGUAACGGCGGCCAUAAUGGUAUUCGUGGUGGCGGGUUCCCAGGGCCUGGAGUGGACACACGGCAAGCUGGGGGUGGUGGCUCUGGCCCUCACCCUCGUGCAGCCCUUCCUGGGCUUUUUCCGCCCCGACAAGGGCACGUCCCACCGCUCCGCAUGGCUGACAUUCCACUGGGCGAUGGGCAUCGCGGCGAUUGCCAUGGGAUGCGCCAAUGUGUUCCUCGGGAUUGACUUGUACGGGCAGUUCUAUGGCGGCAACCAGGAUGUGAGUUGA
This is a messenger RNA of Closterium sp. Naga37s-1, 5448 nucleotides long. The record is from the annotation of a GenBank genome assembly. NCBI's taxonomy places the organism in Eukaryota, Viridiplantae, Streptophyta, Zygnematophyceae, Desmidiales, Closteriaceae.